Messenger RNA from Danio aesculapii, 2985 nucleotides. It is a transcript of the gene dlb, whose product is annotated as deltaB. Gene Ontology annotation, molecular function: calcium ion binding. The record is from RefSeq and is a predicted model, not a curated record. Bases 231 to 2078 code for a protein of 615 amino acids. Gene Ontology annotation, biological process: Notch signaling pathway; establishment or maintenance of epithelial cell apical/basal polarity; cell communication. The transcript is spliced from 7 exons. Lineage: Eukaryota; Metazoa; Chordata; Actinopteri; Cypriniformes; Danionidae. Gene Ontology annotation, cellular component: plasma membrane; protein-containing complex.
UCAUCAAGUCCAUUCAUCAAGACAAACCGCACGCGCAGAAGAACGACGAGGACAAGUGCGCUUUUCCUAUGAAGACACACUGGACUUUCAUGGACGUGCCGAGGAUUUCUAACAAGGACAUCUAACUUUUUUCCUUUCUUUCUUCAUCUCCAAACACAUUUAACCUUGGGAGGUAACGAAUGAAGAUACUUGCGCUUUUCUGUAGUAAAGUUUAGGAUAAAGUGAGCGAGAUGGCGCAUCUGUCUUUGUACUGCCUGCUGUCUGUGUCGCUCUUGCAGUUGGUGGCUUCAUCGGGUGUGUUUGAGUUGAAAGUUCACUCUUUCAGCACCACACGGCGCUUCUGCAGGAGGACGCGAGACUGCAACAUCUUUUUCCGGAUUUGUCUCAAGCAUUCAGAGGACGUGAUCUCCGCAGAGCCUCCGUGCACCUUCGGAACCGGCCAGACCAGCGUCAUGCGAGCGGACCAGAGCUCCAUAGCAGGCAGCGCUGCCAUUCGGGUGCCUUUUCACUUCAAGUGGCCGGGGACGUUUUCUCUCAUUAUUGAGGCAUGGAAUGCAGAAUCGCCCAAAGAGCAUCAUGAUUACACAGAGAAUCAAAACAACCUGAUCAGCCGCUUAGCAACACGAAGGCGCUUGGCAGUUGGGGAAGACUGGUCUCAGGAUGUUCACUUUGGGGAUCAGAGUGAGCUCCGUUACUCGUAUCAUGUGUUCUGUGAUGAGUUUUACUUCGGCGAGGCUUGUUCAGAUUACUGCCGUCCUCGUGAUGACACGCUUGGCCACUAUACCUGCGAUGAAAAUGGGAACAAGGAAUGUCUGGUGGGAUGGCAGGGAGACUACUGCUCUGACCCCAUCUGCUCUUCAGACUGCAGUGAACGACACGGUUACUGCGAGUCUCCCGGAGAGUGCAAGUGUCGUCUGGGGUGGCAGGGGCCGUCCUGCAGCGAGUGCGUUCAUUAUCCAGGAUGCCUGCAUGGGACCUGUUCACAGCCAUGGCAGUGCGUGUGUAAGGAGGGUUGGGGAGGCCUCUUCUGUAACCAGGACCUCAACUACUGUACCAAUCACAAACCCUGUGCUAAUGGCGCCACCUGCACCAACACUGGACAGGGCAGCUAUACUUGCACCUGCCGGCCGGGAUUUGGAGGCACAAACUGUGAACUGGAGAUUAAUGAGUGUGACUGCAACCCCUGCAAGAAUGGCGGCAGUUGCAAUGAUUUGGAAAACGAUUACUCUUGCACAUGUCCUCAGGGCUUCUAUGGGAAGAACUGUGAAAUCAUCGCGAUGACCUGUGCGGAUGAUCCCUGCUUUAAUGGAGGCACUUGUGAGGAGAAAUUCACCGGUGGCUACGUCUGCCGAUGCCCACCGACGUUUACCGGAUCCAACUGUGAGAAGAGACUGGACCGUUGCAGCCACAAGCCAUGUGCCAACGGUGGUGAAUGUGUAGAUCUGGGUGCCAGUGCACUUUGCCGCUGUCGCCCUGGUUUCAGCGGCUCUCGCUGUGAGACAAACAUCGAUGACUGUGCCCGCUAUCCCUGUCAAAAUGCUGGAACCUGCCAAGACGGCAUUAACGACUACACCUGCACUUGCACACUAGGUUUCACUGGUAAAAACUGCAGCCUGCGAGCAGAUGCUUGUCUCACGAACCCAUGCCUCCACGGAGGAACCUGCUACACCCAUUUCUCCGGGCCAGUGUGUCAGUGUGUGCCCGGCUUCAUGGGAUCCACCUGCGAGUUUCCAGUGCAGGCCAGUCUAGAGAAGAUGGCGCCAAGAGUUGGGCAGACUUCGCCCUCAGCUGUGGCGGUGUCAUGCGUGUUAGGUGUGCUGGCUGUGUUCCUGGGAGUGUGUGUGGGCCUGGUGGUGUUCAGAAGGAGAAGGCAUAGACUGCGCAGACAGCAGCUGUGUGAUUCCGUGUUUAAUGAUUUGGAGACGGUGAAUAAUUUAGACAGGCAGCACUAUCCCUAUGACAGAGACUUCAGUCAGGUGAAACCCUGCAACACCGAGGGCAGGAUCUCUUUGGCUGCGUCUCACACGCUCCCUGCUGGGCAAGAGUUCCUAUGGAGUGCUGGAGGAGGGCUUAGAUGAGAUGUGUAAAUGCCUAAACAACACACAAACACGCUCAUGCAUACACUAAUGUCACGAAUACACAAACUCACAUGCAGGGAUGAGAAUUUGGAUGUAGCACUUGCUUUUGUCUUAAUUUUAUAUGAAUGAAUGAGUGAAUGAAUGAGGGAUGUGUUAACCGAAUAAGGGAUUGGACCUUUGCCAUCUGUACAGGUGGAAGACUGUAAACCAAAAACCAAAAGAAACCAACACGCACACCUCUGUGUGAAUCUGUUUCCAUAUGAAGACAGACACGAGCACCAAAUGCUGAAACACACUUAGGUUGCAGUACUCUAUAUGAAGAGGACUGAUGUCUUUAUACAAAGAUGAAGAAGUGUGAAAAUAACUCUAUACAAAGAGAACUAAGUAAGGAUAUACCUCUAUUGAAAGAGAAAGACGUCAGUUAAACUGAAGCGCAUAAAGGUUUCUAGUUAAGCUCUGGGAUCUGUAUGAGACUGUCAAAAGCAAGUUUUUCUCUUUUUUUUUAAGGAGGAGAAUAUUGUUAAUAGUUUGUCAGGAUGUUACAAGCAACAGGUUUUUUGAUAAAAAACAAAACAAAUAAAAAUAUGAUUUAAAUAUGUAGAGAAAGGAAGCAGGGCAGAACGCAGUCAGCAAUAUGUUCUUAAGACCAAAUGGUAAGAUUUUACUCCAGUUUUGUAUUGCGUAUUAAGCAGUGUGCUUCUUCCUCAACUGAUAUGGGGAAAUAUGUGUCAGUGAUUCUCAUAGGUUAAAUACAUUAAAAUCUGAUUUUCUUCAGUGAAUGUUUUCAUUUUCUUUUACCAGAUGUUUCCUAUUAAUUUAAUCCUAAGUUGACGCCUAAGUUUCUAUUUUGCAUUUUUGUACUUUUGCUUUCAAUCAUCGUCUUGUCUGUGUAAAGAUUUUAUGUUAA